This is a messenger RNA of Acaulospora colombiana, 447 nucleotides long. Lineage: Eukaryota; Fungi; Glomeromycota; Glomeromycetes; Diversisporales; Acaulosporaceae. The record is from the annotation of a GenBank genome assembly.
AUGGCCGGUCGACGGACGGCCUUUUAUGUGCUCUCCCUCGCCUUGGUGCGCGGCGCUGCUGCCGCUGGAGGCCAUUUGGACGAAAAAGCGCGCAUCACUUUGGCUUGUCUACUUGGUGGCGUUCCCGCCCUGUCCAUGAUCCUCCUCUUGCUCUUCUGCAUUUGGAUUCACAAGCGCAAGCGAAAGCUCCGCAAGCAUGCCCUCGCCAAUGGAAUCGAGCUCGACCAAGACGGGUGGCCUGUGCCCGUACAGCACUCUCAGGCGAAUUCCAACGCCGAACUCCCAACCUACCAGCCCCAUAAUCAGUAUCAGUCCUCUACCAAUGUUCACUCGCAGACGCAUACCGCAUCGAGGCCCACUGAGGAUACUCAUGUGGCAAAUCCGGUGACGGCACCUUCUACGGAUACACAACCUGAGACGAAGGUCUACCAGGUUCUUUACGACUAG